This is a messenger RNA of Trichomonas vaginalis G3, 771 nucleotides long. RefSeq lists its product as uncharacterized. The record is from RefSeq and is a predicted model, not a curated record. Bases 1 to 771 code for a protein of 256 amino acids. Lineage: Eukaryota; Parabasalia; Trichomonadida; Trichomonadidae. The transcript has a single exon.
AUGAGUUCCUCGAGAACGAAGACAGUUCUAACAUCGAGGAAUUCCUCAAGAAGCAUUUCAACAAUGAGCACAAUGAGCACAAAAACUGCCCCAGUGAAAGGUGCGAAACCAAUACGAAAAUUUCAUUAUAUUUUAAAAGAUUACUCGAAUUUCGGAGCCGAUACUCCAAAAUGGACCAUAAACCCGCGUCCACCCACAGGAGAAAUCGAAAUCAGUGAAAAUCCAGGUCCUGGCGAGUACGAAGUCAAACCAGAUUUUCUUGAUACAAAAUUACCUCAUAUUAUUCGUCCUAAACCACAACAAUCAUAUUCUUCACUCACAUCUAAACUAGAUUAUAACGUACCGCCGGCUUUUCCGGAAAAUAAUAAAAUAACGAUUGGCCAAAAAACAGGACAAAGUUAUAUAACGAAAGUGGAAUCGCCUGAUUUUAUAUAUGUACCUCCAUCUUUCGGCUCAAAUGUAUCUACAAAGAUUUUAGAAAAACAUGAUGAUGUAAAACCAGAUUUAACACCAGGUCCAGGCCAUUAUAAUCCCACAGAACUUAAAACUCAUGUGCCCACAGUAUCAAUGGUUAAGCCACAAAAUAAUCAGAAAAAAGUUUCAUUUUCUCAUGAUGUUCCUGGUCCUGGUUCAUAUAAUAUUUUACCACCACUGCCACCUACUGGCCACUGGACUGAUAAAUACAGAGAGAAGCCUCAUAGAAAAAGGAAGAAUAUUGAAAAUCGUCUUACCCCUUGGGAAAAACCAAAGGCUGUUGUUUUAAAUGUGUAA